Messenger RNA from Klebsormidium nitens, 1856 nucleotides. The record is from the annotation of a GenBank genome assembly. NCBI's taxonomy places the organism in Eukaryota, Viridiplantae, Streptophyta, Klebsormidiophyceae, Klebsormidiales, Klebsormidiaceae.
UGUUCUCGAGCUCCCAGACUUCAAAAAGUAUAGAUUAGCCUUAGGUUGAAGUUAGGGUUCUUGAGUGCGGGGCACCAAUCUCAAAACCCUAACCCUAAUCCUGCCCUUUCCAGGUGCUCAGACGCAUAAGUUGCAGCUUGCAUGUGUGAACUUCUUUCUAAGGAGGGGCGCCUCAAAGCGCCAUUAGACAGCUAGCUAGGGACCAGAAGCCCUUCAUCAUAGCAACCGUGUGGCCCCAUGCAACCAUGCUUGACCCUCUACAACGAGACGGGUAUGGUGUCGCUUGUACAGUGGAGUUUCAUGUCGCAAAUUUAGACUUCGUAUCAACACAACCACGUUCCGCAAGGGUUCAAGGAAGAGCGCUCCAUUCAUUUAGCACUCUCAGGAGCUGCACCACCCCCAUCAGACGUCCAGUCCAGAAAAUGAGAGGGCGCAUGGGGCUACGUUUGCAAGGAUCUCCGUCCAGAGGCAUCUUAAUAUCAUGCAUACUGCCGCCAAAAGUAUCAAAAGGGAAGGCCAAUAGAGUCUGCGGGGGUGCUUUGAUGCCAGCAUUGGAUAUUGGUAUGGGAGCCAGGUCAGGAAAGCGCGCAUCGUCAGCUACACCUCAAGCAAAAAUGUCAAAAAAUGUAAGCAGAAGUACAAGUGGUAAAAGCUUUGGGAAUGGAGAUGAAGAGGAAGAAGUGGGAGAAGAAAGUGAAGGAUGGGACAAUGGAGCAGAACAGGAAGAUGAAGAUGGAGAAGACGGUGGUGGAGAAGGGGAAGAUGAAGAAAGGGAAUAUGAAGACGGGCCUUGCAACGCCGUGCGAUGCCAAUGUGGCUUUGACGCAGUGUAUCAGCAGACACUGGGCGUCGACCUGGGCGAUAGGAACACUGGGGUGGCAAUCAGUUGGGGAGAUGUCGGGGCGCCCCGCUCACUGCAGGUCCUUCAACUGCCUUGGGACGAGCUUAUCAGAAGACUGCUCGAGCUGGCUGAGAGCGAGGGCGCAGACGAGAUCGUUGUGGGUCUGCCUCUGCAACUAGGCACGGGGAACGAGUCGAACCAGGCCCGCAAGUCGCGCACCUUUGCGGUAAAGCUGGCAGCGGCUGCUAAUGCCAGAGGGGUUCGAGUGUACUUAUUCGACGAAGCCCUGACUUCUAAAGACGCCAUGUCAUACAUGAUCAAAACCGGAGUUAAACGCAAAACUAGAAAGGCCAAUCUGGACGCUAUGGCUGCAGCGGUGCUGUUAGAAACCUACUUUCGUGAUGGGGGCUGCAAAGCUGAACGAGUGGCGCCGCCAUUGCUGAGUGCAACACGUGGAGCACUAGGAUGCUGACACGUGGAAGGAUUUCAAGAAACGGCGGGUCUUCAACGACAGCCUAUAUGAAGGAUUGGGAUAGUUUUUGAUAAGCAACAAGGACUGAGGGCGGGACCCACUUGAUCUACACUACUAGCUGAUUGGAUCCAACUCACAAUCCUUUGGAGUGUUCCAUCCGAUCGGCCUAGGUGUCCCUUUGAGUUUCUUAGCUGAGUCCCUUUGAGCCUCCUCCGUUGAUACUGUCUAGAAAAGUCACUUGAUUGCCUUACUAUACAGGCUGCCUAGACGGCCGCAGCGGCCGACUGGAUUAAAGGCGGCACACGCACUUCCAAAUAACAGUCCGUCACUGAUCGACGCGGUUUAGUACUCGAGUCAUAGGUUCGAAGGUUGGAAUAAACCGAAGGCGCGGUCUAGCUAGCCCAAGGCUGCCCCGCCUGACUCAACGCCUGGCAUGCCAGAGCAACUUCUCUAGAUUACAUCAUGUCAUGCGCAUUUCAGACUCAAAGGGUAUGUCGACGUAUUGCCAGUGACAUUGCACCGAAACAUGAGGUAAAUUCCGGA